UUUUCUUCUCUUUUCCACCAACCAAAACUCAGCCACUCUGACUUGACUCUCUCUCUGUCUCUGUCUCUCUCUUUUGCUCUUCUACAUUCGUCUCUGUCCAUCAAGUCUUCUCUCUCUCAUCUCCUUUCCCUCUUCUUGUCUCUUUCCACUACGAUAAUCACACAUCUUCUAUAGCCAGUACGUUUCGAAUCCCUCUAUUGCGUGCAUUUCCUCGACGACGGCUGCUUUUCUUCCUCUUCCUCCUCCGCUACGACUUUGGGAUAGAAAGAAUCUGACACGCAGCAGAAAUGUUGGAAGCACGGUUGGAACAGGCUAGCAUCCUGAAAAAGGUGGUCGACGCCAUCAAGGACCUCGUGCAGGACUGCAACUUUGACUGCAACGACUCGGGCAUCGCGCUGCAGGCCAUGGACAACUCGCACGUCGCCCUCGUGUCCAUGAUGCUCAAGGCCGAGGGCUUCUCGCCGUACCGAUGCGACCGCAACAUCGCCCUCGGCGUCAACCUGACGUCCCUGACAAAGGUGCUGCGCGCAGCCCAGGGCGACGACAUCCUGACGAUCAAGGCCGAGGACGCCCCGGACGUCAUGAACCUGCUGUUUGAGAGCAGCGGCGAGGACCGCAUCAGCGAGUACGACCUCAAGCUCAUGGACAUUGACCAGGAGCACCUGGGCAUUCCCGAGACGGAGUAUGCGGCCACCAUUACGAUGCCGUCGAACGAGUUCCGGAGGAUCUGCACAGAUCUGGCGGCCAUGUCAGAGUCAGUCGGCAUCGAGGCCUCCAAGGACGGCGUCAAGUUCUCUUGCAACGGCGACAUUGGCAACGGCUCCGUCACCCUGAGAAGCCACACCUCCAUCGACAAGCCCGAGAACAAUGUCGACAUUGAGCUGACGGAGCCCGUCUCCCUGACCUUUUCGCUGAAGUACCUGGUCAACUUCUGCAAGGCUGCCGCCCUGUCCAACCAGGUCAAGAUCUGCCUGUCCAGCGAGGUGCCGCUCUUGGUCGAGUACAACCUCUCUGGCAGCAGCUACCUGCGCUUCUACCUCGCGCCCAAGAUUGGCGAUGAUGAGUAA
Molecule: messenger RNA, 1067 nt
Organism: Trichoderma reesei QM6a
Lineage: Eukaryota; Fungi; Ascomycota; Sordariomycetes; Hypocreales; Hypocreaceae
Product: proliferating cell nuclear antigen
Exons: 4
Coding region: 288-1067 (259 amino acids)
Biological process (GO): regulation of DNA replication; mismatch repair; leading strand elongation
Cellular component (GO): PCNA complex
Molecular function (GO): DNA polymerase processivity factor activity; DNA binding
Source: RefSeq, a predicted model, not a curated record